Messenger RNA from Epithele typhae, 1068 nucleotides. Its product is annotated as cyclin-like protein. Gene Ontology annotation, molecular function: cyclin-dependent protein serine/threonine kinase regulator activity. Lineage: Eukaryota; Fungi; Basidiomycota; Agaricomycetes; Polyporales; Epitheliaceae. The transcript is spliced from 3 exons. The record is from RefSeq and is a predicted model, not a curated record. Bases 1 to 1068 code for a protein of 355 amino acids. Gene Ontology annotation, biological process: G2/M transition of mitotic cell cycle; regulation of cyclin-dependent protein serine/threonine kinase activity. Gene Ontology annotation, cellular component: cyclin-dependent protein kinase holoenzyme complex; cytoplasm; nucleus.
AUGGAGGUCGAAGAUCAUGCCGCUGCCGAUGUCGUCGAGCAGUAUAUUCAAGACGAAGCCGAUCUGACAGAGCUUAGCGACCGCGAGGAGGAGUUCCAGCACGCAGAGGCGUUGGCGGAGGACAGCGAGGACGAGGAGCCCAUCACCAAGCGCGCCAGGGUAUGGCCUGAGGUGUCCACCGUUCGUGCCCAGCGCUACCGGUCAGAGAUCGAGAAUAUCAAGGAGAACUUCCACGAUGAGGUGGACGAGUUCGACACGACGAUGGUCUCGGAGUACGCCGAGGACAUCUUUGAGUACAUGCAGGAGCUUGAGGAGGAGAUGAUGCCCAACCCUGACUAUAUUGAGGGUCAGACGGAGAUCACCUGGGAACAACGGCAACAAAUGGUCGACUGGCUUCUUCAAGUGCACUUGCGUUAUCACCUGCUUCCUGAGACUCUCUGGAUUGCCAUCAACAUCGUGGACCGCUUCCUCUCAAAACGCGUCGUCUCAUUGAUGAAGCUUCAGCUCGUCGGUGUCACUGCCAUGUUCGUUGCUGCGAAGUACGAGGAGAUCCUCGCGCCGUCUGUCGAGGAGUUUGUUUUCAUCACCGACCGCGGCUUCAGCAAGGAUGAGAUCCUCAAGGGCGAACGCAUCAUGCUCCAGACGCUCGAGUUCAAGAUCAGCCAAUACUGCUCGCCGUACAGCUGGAUGCGCAAAAUCAGCAAGGCGGACGACUACGACCUCCAAACACGAACGCUCAGCAAGUUCCUCACCGAGGUAACGCUUCUGGACUAUCGCUUCCUGCGCGUCAAGCCGAGCAUGGUCGCGGCGAUUGGCAUGUACACCGCGCGGAGAAUGUUGGGGGGUGACUGGAACGAGUCGUUCGUGUACUACUCCGGCUUCACCGAAGAGCACCUCCUUACUGGCCACAAGCUCUUGUGCCAGAAGCUGGCGGAGUCCAACUUCCAGGAGCAGCUUGUCUGCAAGAAGUACGCGACGAAGCGGUUCCUCAAGGCGUCCCUCUACGCCAUCGACUGGGCUCGCACACAUCUGCACGAAGCCAUGCACGAAGAGAUGAGCAUCGAGUAA